AUGUCGCGACGCAAAGAUAACAAAUCCCACCUGAAAGAAUUCGUCCGUCGACUUCGCGAUCAGGGCCGUCAGGGAACGCCUCAGGCAUCGGCCGGGCGGGGGAGAGCGCGCACGGGUGAAGGCAGAGGACGGUACGCUCUCUCCUUUUCAGGGCGUUCCGUGGUGGCAACCGCCCCCACACGUGGCCGCUCCUAUCUCCCACGCUCGCGCAAGGAUACCGAAGAUGACAGCAUGCCUCUUACUGUUGCCGAUGCCGCUUUGUCGUCAACGGAUGACGCGCGGGGUCAAGGACGGGAGCAUCAGCGUCGCCAUCGUGACGAGGAGACAAGGACGUCGGAGGAGAGCUCACGGAGGCGCCCUUCUCGCUCUACGGAAAGCGACCCACAUGACGUUGUGUUGUCAGAGAGCCGCGCGUCUGUCCUCCCUUCCACAUCGACAGGGAGCCGAACAAGCGGCAGCACUGAUCCCGUUUCCGAACACGCUGCAAGGCGGGUGGACACGAGACGUGGAAUGGGCAGAAGGAGAGGCGGGGACAGUGAGAAGAGUCUAAAGCGCCCGAGGACAGGUGGGCCCUAA
Molecule: messenger RNA, 576 nt
Organism: Trypanosoma cruzi
Lineage: Eukaryota; Euglenozoa; Kinetoplastea; Trypanosomatida; Trypanosomatidae
Product: metaciclina III
Exons: 1
Coding region: 1-576 (191 amino acids)
Source: RefSeq, a predicted model, not a curated record